Pteronotus mesoamericanus is the source of this 2516-nucleotide messenger RNA. It is a transcript of the gene FAM131B, whose product is annotated as family with sequence similarity 131 member B. The record is from RefSeq and is a predicted model, not a curated record. The coding region runs from base 56 to 1249 and encodes 397 amino acids. Lineage: Eukaryota; Metazoa; Chordata; Mammalia; Chiroptera; Mormoopidae. The transcript has 8 exons.
CUCCCCCCGCGCCCGCCGCGCGUCGGCGAGGGUCCGGCCCCGGAGGCCCCGCGCCAUGGGCUGCAUCGGCUCCCGGACCGUGGGGAAUGAGGUGAUUGCCGUGGACUGGAAGGGCCUGAAGGAUGUCGACCAAAUCAACAUGGACAGCACCAGCUCGUUGCACGGAAGCAGCCUCCACCGGCCAUCCACGGAGCAAACCCGAACCGAUUUCUCCUGGGAUGGCAUCAAUCUCUCCAUGGAGGACACCACUUCCAUUCUUCCGAAGCUUAAGAGAAACUCGAAUGCCUAUGGCAUUGGGGCCCUGGCCAAGUCUUCAUUCUCAGGGAUUUCGAGAAGCAUGAAGGACCAUGUGACGAAGCCCACAGCCAUGGGGCAAGGCCGGGUGGCCCACAUGAUUGAGUGGCAGGGCUGGGGGAAGGCACCCGCCAUUCAGCCGCAACACAGCCACGAGGCCGUGCGCAGGGAUACCGAUGCCUACUCCGACCUCAGCGAUGGCGAGAAGGAGGCACGUUUCCUCGCAGGCGUCAUGGAACAGUUUGCCAUCUCCGAGGCCACGCUCAUGGCCUGGUCCUCCAUGGAUGGUGAGGACAUGAGUGUCAACUCUGCACAGGAGCCAUUGGGCUGCAACUACAGUGACAACUACCAGGAGUUGAUGGAGAGUCAAGAUGCCCUCACUCAAGCCCCCAUGGAUGGAUGGCCUCACUCCUAUGUGUCCCAGGGCAUGUACUGUCUGGGGUCAUCAGAUGCCUGGGAAGCAAGCGACCAAUCCCUCAUUGCCUCUCCGGCCACAGGCUCCUAUCUUGGCCCUGCGUUUGAUGACUCACAGCCAAGCUUGCAUGAGAUGGGGCCUGCCCAGCCUGCAUCAGGAUACUCUGCUCAGGAGCCUCCACCUUUGCUGGGGGGAGACACCGACUGGGCUCCAGGGGUGGGCAGGGUGGACCUGGUAAGAGGCCCGGCAGAGGAGGAGAAGAGGCCGUUGGCCCCCGAGGAGGAAGAGGAUGCGGGAUGCCGGGACCUGGAGUCUCUUUCCCCACGAGAAGACGCCGAGAUGGCCACUGCUCUCAGCCGGAAGGUGUCUGAUGUCACAUCCUCAGCAGUGCAGCUGCAACCCGAGCAGAAGACGGCGAGGGGCCCAGGAGCUGCCAGUCCUCGCCAGGAAAAUGGAGGGCCAGGAUGGGACUCUGUCCAGGCUUAUGCCGUAGAAACCACAGGUCCGGGGACUGAGGCCCAGGCGACCAGAUGGCUGUGAGCUUGGCUUGGCCGCGGGCUUCUGUGUCUGUGACGCUGGAGCUCCAGUUUGUAUCCUGGGCGCAGGAGCGCAGAGCGGCCCGUGGCCAUCGACUAGGUCCCAGAUUUUCACGGCCUGAUUUCGUCUUCCAGGAGCCCUGACCGUGGCUGUCUGAAUGCCUCCCUUCUCCAUUCACCCUUGCUUUUCCCGACUCUGUGUUUUCUCUGGCUGUGGUCCCAGCUUGACCCUGCUGUGAAGAGCAGACCUCAGGGGCUGUUGGACGUGGCUCAACGAGGGGAGGGGAAGCCACGUCUCCUCACAGGAUGGAGAGCCUGCCCUCAGAGGGUAGCUCGGCUCCUGAGAUCAGGAGUCAGGGGGCAGGUGGACAUGACAGCCGGGGUGCACAGGGGCACAAGCAGGAGUCUUUAUACAAGGUCCACCAUGACACCAGAGAGUCACUGAUGGGACCAGGAACACACAUGGCCACCUGUCCUGGGAUCUUGAAUAUCCCGUGACUGAAAGGUGGGUCCUAAGGGUCUGGGGAAGGACCCAGCGGGCUGGCUGCUCCAGCUCUUGCUUCCUUUGUCUGCCUUCUACCAUCCCCUGCUCCAGGAGCUCCCGCCCAGAGCGGGUGACACAGAAUGCAGGUGGCCUGCCGGGCUGGGAAGCAUGAGGACUGUGCCUCCCUCCAUCCACCCCCAAAUUCUCUGGAGCUGUUUACACUUUUCUCUUUGCCUUUUCUACAUUUUUAUAACUUCUUGGGGACUCAGGUUGAGUGGGGUGGAGGGAGGAGUCUGGUGCUGUGAGGCCCCCGCCCGGGGGGCACUCAGCCCGUUUUCUCCUCCUUCAGCUGCUCCCCGGCCCCUUCCCGGGCCUCCUGCGGAGAGGGGAGCGGAGUCUCCUUCCUUCUAGGCUGGGUUUACAGUGAGGCGUAAGCCCCUGAAACUGCUUGCCGUCCCACACCCGGUUUCCAUUCGGGUGGGGACCUCUGUGUGCGGCACACAAAGCCCCCACACCUCUGUAAGCUACCCUGACGGCAGGGCCGGGCCGGGUGGAGGAGUGGCGGCUGUGGAGCACUCGGCGGGGCCCUGCCCCCUGGCUCCUGGCCCGCGGAGAAUAUGGACAGGGGGGAGACGCUGAGAGGUCCAUUGCCUGCGUCCCCUCUUGCCUCAUCUAAGGCUCCGGGUUCAAGGCCUCGUGUUCUACCCAGACUUUGUCAGGGGUCCUGUUGCUUCUGUCCUCUGUGGGGAAGGGAGCACGUCAUCUCUCUCAGACCCUGGGCACAAAC